ACAAGUUGGCAUAAAUAUACUGCCAUGGAUCCACGAUAUCUUGCCGCAAGUCAAUGCUUUACCGAAUUGCAUUUGCCAACAGCAAAUUCAACGCCAACCAAUUUGCUGGCGAAUUUGACAUCCACAUCCCCGCUUUGGCUCAGUGGCGAUUAAAUUAAUUUCUUGAUUUAUACGCCGCGCUUAAUUGGUUUUGAAAAUGGAUUUUUGCCUCGAGGCAGCAACAAGCGUGGUCACUAAGUUGUGGCACUCCAAGUCAUGUCACUGAAUGUCACAGAUUCUAAACAAAUCGGGAUAAACUAAAUUGUGCGCACAUUUUAGAAUGUACCGUUGCAGGUCUACAUUUUUGGCGAAUUUGCUUGCGUUUUGUCAACAUUGUAGCACCGUCCUUGUUUGCAUAACACUUGCCACGUUUUCUGAGUUCUAUAUUUGGAAAUGCAAUUUAGUGUAUGUAAUUGUGGGUAAGCAUUUGUAAGUACGUACAUCCGAUCGUUUUAUUGACAAGCUUGACAAUUGUCCACAAGUUGGUUGUGUGCUUGUCAAUUAUUUCAAUUAAUUGGUUUUGCAUAUGACACGAGGAAAUCUACUCAUUUGGCGCGCAAGCGAAAAAAAUCAAAACGAAUAUUAGUUAAACCACAUACUAAUAUACAUACGAAUAACAUACAUACACACAUACAUAUAUAUGUAUAUUCAUCAAAAUAGUAGUUAUAAGCAAAUAUUUGCUGCAAAGCUAUUGUCGUUUUUUACAGUUACCACAGUCAAUUGAAUUUUUCAUCUGCAUCACUGCAGGCGGCAAUUUCACCGCUGCAACCAGUUGACAUUGAAAUGUCAUAAUUAAAAUGAAUUGUUACGUUGAUAAGUGAAUUGUUGCUGUAUUUACUGUCAUCUAUUAACAACAAUACAACCAGCUAGAUCUGAUUUCAUUGCACUUUGCAUACGAAAUUCUUAUAGGAGUAGUUUGUGUGUUGUGUGUUGGCGAUAUUUUACUGGUGCGCCAACCAAGAAAAAUACUGAAAGCAUAAGAGUGUAUGUCCAACAUUCGCUAUACUUAUCGUUGCUUAAAACUACUUAAACAGGUAUCAUAAUAUUCCACUAUACCUCAGGCAGUUCAUUUCAUGAUUAUGGCACCUAAUUUGGAAUCCAGACCAGCUUCAUUGUCUGCACUACCUAUUUUUAUAUAUUAUAUGUAUUAUGUUUAUAGCCGCAGAGAUUUUUAUUUUGCAUGUAUCGUUGCUAAGUAGUCUCUAGUAGCUUACCAAAUAGCCAUCGCAUUUUUUAAACUGAAAAUUUCAACACUUUUCUAUACAAUACUGUUAACACUAAACAUAUUAACAAUAUUACAUUAAUAUAUACACCCAAUCACAUACAUACAUAUGUAUGCAUAAUACUACAUAAUAAAUAUUUGAUUAAUAUUCAAAGCGUCGCUGUAGCCUUAAGUUAAUUGCCGUUAAAGAAUUAUUAACUAAUUUGUCCUAAACAAAUAAUUUGCUGCAUAAAUAAAUACGCAAAAAUAAUCAGUUGCCAAGUGUACAGCAAGUUUUAGUUAUACUUGUAUGUAUGUAGCUGUAAGCCUUAUGCAGCUUGUAUCGCUUUAAACUCCAUUUUUUAUUUAACUUAUUACGCGUUGCCUGCUUUGGAACGUGUGCGCAACGGCACAAAGUUGUGUGCGCUAGAGCCACCCACCGAUCGUAUUCAACACACAAACAAAUAAAAGUGCAACGGAUGUGUGUUCGGCAACCGUUUGGCCGUACGCCAAGAUAGCCAUUGAUUAUAGCGCUUUAAGUAGCGGGUGUAUAUAAAUUACCAUCCCGUAAACAGUUAUCCCGGCUAUCCGAUGAAUCCGACUAACGGCAUGGAUACAGAAGAUGUCGAGUCCACUUCAAGCAGCGCCAUGUCCAGACUUGGCACACUCUUCUCAUUCACAUCGCCGGCAGUUAAGAAACUGUUGGGCUGGAAACAAGGCGACGAAGAAGAGAAAUGGGCCGAAAAGGCGGUGGACAGUUUGGUGAAAAAGUUGAAGAAACGUAAGGGUGCUAUUGAGGAGCUCGAACGCGCUUUAUCCUGCCCUGGCCAGCCUUCGAAAUGUGUUACAAUCCCACGUUCUUUAGAUGGACGCUUACAGGUAUCUCAUCGGAAAGGACUUCCACAUGUUAUUUAUUGUCGCGUUUGGCGGUGGCCAGAUUUGCAAUCACACCACGAACUAAAACCACUUGAGAUUUGCCAGUACCCAUUUAGCGCCAAGCAAAAGGAAGUUUGCAUCAAUCCUUAUCACUAUAAACGAGUUGAAAGUCCUGUACUGCCGCCGGUGUUGGUGCCACGCCAUUCAGAGUUUGCCCCCGGUUUCUCAAUGCUACAUUUAAAUCAGUCAAUGUCUGAACCUCCAAUUCCACCCAAUAUGAAUUACUCUAAUAAUGGCUUUAACAAUAUGAGCCCUAACAGUCCGCCUCUAACAUCAGCCGGUAGCCCUAGUACGGUAAACUCCAAUCCUAACUCACCAUACGGUAGUUUGGCAGGUACACCACCGCCGGCAUACAGCCCCUCGGAGGACGGCAAUUCGAACAAUCCUAAUGAUGGCACACAACUGAUCGAUACACAGAUGGGCGACGUGGCCCAGGUGAGCUACUCAGAGCCAGCAUUUUGGGCUUCAAUUGCUUAUUAUGAGCUCAAUUGUCGUGUGGGUGAAGUAUUCCACUGCAAUAAUAAUUCAGUCAUCGUCGACGGUUUCACAAAUCCAUCGAAUAAUUCAGAUCGCUGCUGUCUAGGACAGUUAAGUAAUGUAAAUCGUAACAGUACCAUAGAAAAUACACGCCGUCACAUAGGAAAAGGCGUUCACCUCUAUUACGUUGCUGGAGAAGUAUAUGCCGAAUGUCUAUCCGACUCGGCAAUAUUUGUGCAAUCUCGAAACUGCAAUUACCACCAUGGCUUCCAUCCGAGUACCGUGUGCAAGAUACCACCUGGCUGUUCUUUGAAAAUUUUCAACAAUCAGGAGUUUGCUCAACUUUUAUCGCAAUCCGUUAACAACGGUUUUGAAGCAGUUUAUGAAUUGACAAAGAUGUGCACAAUCCGAAUGAGUUUCGUAAAAGGAUGGGGAGCCGAAUAUCACAGACAAGAUGUAACAUCCACUCCUUGUUGGAUAGAGAUACAUCUGCAUGGACCAUUGCAAUGGCUUGAUAAAGUAUUGACACAAAUGGGCUCGCCACACAACGCCAUCAGUUCCGUAUCAUAAGAGCAAAUGGAUAUGUUGUCGUUUCUUAGUUUUCUAUUAUCACUACUUAGUUUUUUUUUUUUUUUUUUAAUUUGCUUAUGAUUGAUCUGCGCUGAUUUUAUCAUUUCGUUUGUACUACUUGUUUACACAUUUUAUUUAAACGGCUUAUAUUGCCGUUUCACUAUUACGGUAUAAAGGAGAACUUAAGAUAAAUAUAACGAAAUAAUUGGCAUCAACAUAGUUUAGAUAUUAAUGUUUUAUUACUUUGAUUUUUAAGUAUCGUAUAUAUAUACCCAAAAGUACAUUUAUACUAUUUUUUUAUAAUAUUACAAGAACAACUAAUUUAGAUAAUUUUCCAAAAAUAUUUUGUUUGCAAAUUGCGACAAGCAGGAUAUAUAAUUUUUUGUGUAAUAAUAAAGUUUUAUUAUUUUAAUUUUCAUUCGUAUUUGUCGUUUUAUUUAAAUUUACAUUUAUGAUUUCAGAAGCAAUUGAUAGUUUCCAUGAAAUGUAAGUAAAUUUAUAUAAGAUGUAAUAGUAAAUUAAUUGUGGAACCAGUAGAAAAUAUAAUAUGAGUACAUAUGUAGGAUUUAAUUUAGUAAUAGUAAAUUAGUUAAACUUCAAAUUAUCUCAACGCUUAUGUGCAUGCUUACGCGUAUAUAUUCAUACACAACACAACUACAAAAUGUGCUACAUACAUACUUAAGUGCUUUUGAAACAUGCCUUAUCCAAAUGCAAAUUAUUGAACAGCUUAUAUAAUACAUAUGUAAAUAAGAGAUCUUGGCCAAUAAGUGUAAACAUUUUAAAUUGUAUUACUAUAUAGUUUUAAAAAUAAGCACUGAACCGAUCAAGUAGCAAAAAAGCUACGAAAUGCAUUAAAGUUCAUUAAAAUUUGCUACAAAGAAAUAAAUGCCUUCACAUAUACAAUGUAUUUACAAAGAUAUUUUAAAUUUGCUAUGUAUUUUAGGCUAUUUGAGCUCACUUGCUUUGCGUUUUGCUACCUAUAUGUUGUUAUAUGAUAAAUAAAUAUAAUGUAUUGUAA
Molecule: messenger RNA, 4241 nt
Organism: Bactrocera oleae (olive fruit fly)
Lineage: Eukaryota; Metazoa; Arthropoda; Insecta; Diptera; Tephritidae
Source: RefSeq, a predicted model, not a curated record